CCCAGGUCGAAGCGGCCGCAGCCAUCUCAACUACGGGAAAGAGACGCUGCCGAGGCUGCCUGGGAGGAACAGCAAGAUAAAACGUUUCCAGGAGGAACAAACCAGGUCACCAACAUCGAUCGAUAUUCAAGCUGUUCAGUGCCUUUCUCUAAAAUGAAGAGAAACUGGACUGUCGCCAACUUUUCUGAGGGCGCCUCCAUUUUUUUGGACUCCGGCACUACAGAGUUGCUCGCCGCCCUAGAGCGGCCCCACCCAAAGCUACUUCCGGUCGCAAAGGUGUCGGUGGAAACGCCUGCACUCCACUCCCAGGGCGAAUCCCCAGCGUCCCUCCAGGAGCCGCGGAGCCAGUUCCAGUCCAAAGAACUUGGGAAGGCGAGAGGGACUGAGGCAGGUAAAGAGCCUGUGGGCCGAGAGCUCCGCGGACAUGGCCGACUGCCGUUUUCUGGCGCAGAGAGGGUGUCUGCGGUAUACGGGUGUUCACGUCUUGAUCCGGGCGCGAUGCCGCGACAUGCGGCCACCUAGACACGCUCAGCUGCGCCCGCCCCACCCGGAUCCCUGAAAAGGGAAAGAAGUGGCUCUCUUCACUUACGCGGCAGGUUGUCCCGCUUCCUGAGAACCCCGCCAGAUCAGCCUCCCUGAAGUUCCCAACAGGAUCCUCCAAAGAGCUCCCGGGACCUCCUGCAAAACGUUCACAGCCUGGAGUCGGAGGCAGCAAGCCGGCGCUCAUCUCCUGGAUGGAGGAGGAGGCUGAAUUGUGGGUUCCGGCUGCCCAGGAUCCGGAGGUGGCGAAGUGUCCGACAGAAGCGGACCCAGCAGAUUCCAGAAACAAGGAAGAGAAAAGACCAAGGGAAGGGGUGGGAGCCCUGGAGAAGCCCCUCCCUGUGGCCACAGGGCCUCUUGGGCUGAAGGCUCCCCAAGCCCUCUCAGCCGGGCCCCCUUAUGGUUGGGAGCUGAGGUCCAAGGCACCGUGCCGGGGACGCCCCUCGCUCUGUGCCCACCCCCCUGUUCCCCGAGCGGACCAGCGUCAUGGCUGCUAUGUGUGCGGGAAGAGCUUCGCCUGGCGCUCCACGCUGGUGGAGCACGUCUACAGCCACACGGGCGAGAAGCCCUUCCACUGCGCGGACUGCGGCAAGGGCUUCGGCCACGCUUCCUCCCUGAGCAAACACCGGGCCAUCCAUCGCGGGGAGCGGCCCCACCGCUGUCCCGAGUGUGGCCGGGCCUUCACACAGCGCUCUGCGCUGACUUCGCAUCUGCGUGUCCACACUGGCGAGAAGCCCUAUGGCUGCGCUGACUGCGGCCGCCGCUUCAGCCAGAGCUCUGCCUUGUACCAGCACCGGCGCGUGCACAGCGGCGAGACCCCCUUUCCCUGCCUGGACUGCGGCCGUGCCUUUGCCUACCCCUCGGACCUGCGGCGCCACGUGCGCACCCAUACCGGCGAGAAGCCCUACCCAUGCCCGGACUGCGGACGCUGCUUUCGCCAGAGCUCGGAGAUGGCAGCUCACAGGCGCACCCACAGCGGCGAGAAGCCCUACCCCUGCCCGCAGUGCGGCCGCCGCUUUGGCCAGAAGUCAGCUGUGGCCAAGCACCAGUGGGUCCAUCGGCCUGGGGCGGGGGGUCACAGGGGCCGGGGCGCAGGGGGGCUGUCUCUGACCCUGAACCCUGGCAGCGGGGACUUGGACCCGCCCGUGGGCUUCCAGCUGUACCCAGAGAUAUUCCAGGAGUGUGGGUGACGGCCUCACAAGUGACUAUCUAGACACUGCGGGAGGCCUGAGAUGGGCUCAGGGGCCUGAACCUGUGCAGCAGCCUGCAGGGAAGUCCCAGAAUCCCCGGCAAGAGCUGGCUCUGGGGUGCGGACAGUCUCAUCUUGGGCCCUCAGCAGCCUCCUGUGCUAGUGUCUUGCUCUUCCCUGACCCAGGCUCUCAAAGGCCCCCCUUGCUGAGGCAGGGCUGAGGUGAGAACCCCCCAGACCUCCAUAAGGGGAAGCAAAAGCUGUUUCUCAGCCCAGAGAUGCUAACAGGAUUGAGGUAGAGGAGAACUUUGUUUUACCCAUUGUUUUUUAUUUCUUUUAUUAUUUUUUUUUAUUUUGAUCCUUCCAGAACACAAUACCAACUGUCUUUUUAU
Messenger RNA from Sapajus apella (tufted capuchin), 2121 nucleotides. RefSeq names its product zinc finger protein 764 (gene ZNF764). Gene Ontology annotation, biological process: negative regulation of transcription by RNA polymerase II. Lineage: Eukaryota; Metazoa; Chordata; Mammalia; Primates; Cebidae. The record is from RefSeq and is a predicted model, not a curated record. The coding region runs from base 735 to 1730 and encodes 331 amino acids. Gene Ontology annotation, cellular component: nucleus. The transcript has 3 exons. Gene Ontology annotation, molecular function: DNA-binding transcription repressor activity, RNA polymerase II-specific; RNA polymerase II cis-regulatory region sequence-specific DNA binding.